AUGGCUCUACAUCCGGCCGACGACGAUGAACAACUGUUCACUCGGGCCAUGACCUCCUAUCGCGAAGCUUUUUUGGUUCGACAUGCCCACCUCCCGGAACCCCAACGCCAUCAGCUCUGGACACAGCAACUUACUCGGUUUAUCCCGGCUAUCGAGAAUAACCCCGUUCCACCACAGGUCCUCCCUCGCACAGGAGGGCAUUCGGGGACCUCAGGGAAACGAACUCGACAGGAUGCGACUCCACGGACCCUCCCGACAGCCGAUGCUGCCUCCGCCUCCUCUGCUUCUACUGGUUUUGGUUCUGGUUCUGGUCCUCCUCAGGCGAAACGGCGAGCCACCACCCCGGAUCUCCCAAUGGCCGCCGACCUCCGACGUACCAUCUCCCAAACUUCCUCGGCGGAGACAUACCGGAAAGGUGCGUCCUUGUCCGGGCAAGGAUCCUAUCGACACUCCCCCGUGAAGGGCCCCGUGGGAGGUAGGGAAGCGAUGGGUUUGGGAAUGGUUCGUUCCCAAAGCCAACAAAUCCCCGUCUCUCACUGGCAUCCGCCAGCCGGACCGGUCAUGGGGAAACGACAAUCCUUCGGCCCGACCCGGACCCAGCAACAACCGCAGCAACCUCUGCAUCUGGAUCAUGUCGAUGAGAUGGUCAACGAAUACUCGCCAUCCGAGUUUGCGAAACACUUGGACGACUGCAACAUCAACCAGGCCCCAUUCUACGGCUCUGGUCCCGGUGUUGCAUCCGCCACUCCGAUCCCCAACACCACCUCUGCGUUGACUCUUGGGCUGGCAAAUCUUGGAUCAAACGGACUGGCACCUCUGCCAAAUCCACAUUCUGGACAGCCAUCUCCCAUGGCCGAUGUAUCUCCGGCGGCCGCGGUCGAGAUGACCCGGAGUGGGACCACCGACACCAUCAUCGGGGGAUUCAACAACUUUGGCUUCGAUCAAGCGGCAUCUCACGCGGAUCUGGAACCGGCGUACCCCAUCCCUCCGGAGUGGGUGCCCACAUCCACCUCCGGACUCCCCUACCAAGAGUCCUUCCCUUCUUCACUGUAUCCUGACUUAGAUCCCAACGCAUCCUUCCCUUUCUCCUACCCUUCCUCAUUCUCCACCUCUGCCCCGUCAGCAACGCCGUUCCGGCCGCAGCAUGUGCCAACCAGUAUGAACCCUACCACGCCGGUCACCCCCCUCUCCACGCCGGGGGCCGUCGACAUGAAGCCGUCCAUUUCAACCGAGAGCAACUCUUCCGCCACGGCAGCUCCAUCCCGUGCUGCUCGCCGUACCCAAGAGCAAAUCGCCCACGGCGCACGACCUAUCGCACCCAAGCGGGAAUCUCAGGAUAAAGCCCACCUGCAACCCGAUCCCAGCGACCCGAACCGCAUGAUUCGCAUCUCCUCCGCCGACGGCACCACCAAGGAAGUCGCCGCAAUCCCCAAAGCAUCUGUGCAGCGCCCACCCAAAGCAAAGACAUACUGCCGCCUGUGCAACGAUCAACCAGAUGGCUUCCACGGAGAGCACGAGCUACGUCGACACAUCGAUCGUGUGCACGCCCAGGUACGCAAAGUCUGGGUCUGCGUGGAUAUCUCGCCCGACAAGACGUUCCUCGCCAACUGCAAAGCCUGCCGAAACGGCAAGAAAUACGGUGCAAACUAUAAUGCCGCCGCGCACUUGCGACGCACGCACUUCCACCCCUGUCAGCGCGGACGCGGGGGUCGCGGCAAGGACAGUGAGAAACGAGGCGGCAAGGGCGGUGGCAACCAGCCGCCGAUGGAGGUGCUGAAGCUCUGGAUGCGGGAGACGAUCGAGAGAGCAGAUGAGCACUCGGUCGAUACCUUCGGCGCUGACGGUCUGGAGGAGUGUGCUGGGAGUUUACCGUCCGAUAGCAAGGGCAGUGUGCCCCCACCUGGACCUGGAGAUGCCAGUGGCCCGAUGAGUAUGGGUAUGGGUGUUGGCAUGAGCAUGAGUAUGAGCAUGGGCAGCUCGUAUGGGAUGGACCCGACACCCAUGCACGGUCAUGGCCAUGGCCAUGAGUACGAGGGCUUCCCGGGAAUGUCGGCCAGUUUCGACCUCGACGCCACGCUGGAGACACCGUUCUAUGUGGACAGUCAGCAGAUCCCGGCGGAGAUGGAGACAUAUGUCAUGUGA
Messenger RNA from Penicillium subrubescens, 2142 nucleotides. RefSeq lists its product as uncharacterized. The transcript is spliced from 2 exons. The coding region runs from base 1 to 2142 and encodes 713 amino acids. The record is from RefSeq and is a predicted model, not a curated record. NCBI's taxonomy places the organism in Eukaryota, Fungi, Ascomycota, Eurotiomycetes, Eurotiales, Aspergillaceae.